Molecule: messenger RNA, 815 nt
Organism: Saitoella complicata NRRL Y-17804
Lineage: Eukaryota; Fungi; Ascomycota; Saitoellomycetes; Saitoellales; Saitoellaceae
Exons: 2
Source: RefSeq, a predicted model, not a curated record
GCGUUCGAGUUUGGAGCGGGAGGGGUGAUGGAUGUUGACGUUAGUCUUGGGUUGAGGGGCGUUGAGGGGUAUUUUGGGACGGGGGAGAGGGGGGGAUUGCCCACUGCGAGUCGAUUCAAGUUUGUGGAUCCGAGGCGUGCUCUUCCAUCUUCUCCCUCGGCGUUUCCUACUCCGCACACAUCACCGAUUUCGAAGUCGAAGAGGCCGGGGUUGAUUUGGCGCAACUCCACCGAACGGCUCUGGGGCCAUGGCCAUACCCACCGUCAUCAUCCACCUCGCGCCCGGGCCCCCGAAACUGCGAAAGAACGGGAGAGGCGGCUCAAGACACGGCCGGAGUUUGGACAGGGGUGGAGGGAGGUUCAUGGUGUCGUUGGGGUUGAGAUGAGGUUUGGAGGUGGGAGGGGGUUGGUUGGGAGGGGGAGGAAGUUGGUUGGGGAGGUGGAGGUGGUGUUGGAGGGGGAGGAGGGGGAUGGGGUGGGUGGAGCUGUUGUGGUCUUCUUGUUUAAUGAUGUGCUUGUAACGGGGGUUAAGGCCGUGAACUCUACAAAGCUGGUUGACCAGACCGUGCUGCCAGUCACGAAGAUCGAGAUAUCGUCACCGCAGGCGGGACAUAUCACCAUAUCCACCCGACGCUCUCACCAAACCGUCCGAUUUACGGACGAAGCCCCAUGUACCUCCUUUUACUGCACCCUCCAACAAACAAUCGAAGUACGUCGACAUCUAGUCAUGGCUCGUUCUCAACUCGCCGCAAUGAAGAUGUUGAAGGGGAAUGCAUAUGCGGGUGGUGCUGGUGGUGGGUUGACGUUUGAUCCCUC